Molecule: messenger RNA, 478 nt
Organism: Racocetra persica
Lineage: Eukaryota; Fungi; Glomeromycota; Glomeromycetes; Diversisporales; Gigasporaceae
Source: the annotation of a GenBank genome assembly
AUGCCAAAAACUAAACCAGGAUAUUAUGCUGUACGAAAAGGAUGUAAACCAGGAAUUUAUUUAACUUGGGAUGAAUAUGAAGCGCAAGUUAAUAAAUUUCAUAAUGCUAUGUAUAAAAAAUUCUCUAUUCGUAUCGAAGUUCAAAAAUUUAUUGAAGGAAAAUAUAAAGUUUCUAAGGAUAAUGACCCUAAUAAUUUAAGCGAAAGAUUACCAGGUUCGGAACAGACUAACAAUCGCGCAGAAAUCUAUGCUGCGAUUAGAGCACUCGAAGUUUGUGAAAAUAAAAUAAAACCUUUGGAAAUAAUGACAGAUAAUUUAAUCAAAAGGUUAAAAAAACUUAUUGACAAUAGAAUAGGUACAGUUCGAUUGAUUCAUGUUAGAGGUCAUUUGGGAAAUUAUGGUAAUGAACAAGCUGAUAGAUUAGCUAAACUUGGUUCAUUACAAGAAGCAAUUGAAGAAAAUCCUAAAUUAGAAAUUU